AUGGAUGGUCGCACGGUAACGGGAUGGUUGGACGGAAACGGGAGACGCAAGGAUGGGAUGCGGAACUACCACCUUGUUGCUGCAGGCAUCCCUCUGUCUGAUAUGAAAACUAAGCAACGAAACGAAUCUGAAUGGGAGGGGAAACGGACAAAGCGGGCGACAGCGGUACACGGAUUCAGUCAUUUUAAUACACUUCUGAAGCAAGAUGGAGUCGGAACCAUCUCACGCUUCAAUCUCAACGUCGAAUCCGCGGAGGAAUAUGCCACAGCAAUUGCGCACCCCGACACAAGCUGUAUCCGGUGGGUAAACGCCCGACGAAAACAUCUAUAUGACCAGCUCGGAGCGGGAGAGAAGGAGGCGAUCGAAGGGAUUCGGUUGUCACCAACUCCAACUCCAACACCAGCCCAUGCCCUUGACGCAUUACUGAGCACCGCGAAACAUCUCCUCACUUACGCCGAUUCCAGUAUCGAAUUUGGAUUGUUUACCUUUGAUCACACUACGGAGUGUGCAACAGCAACAGGGACAUCUCCGAUGCUGUGUGCGAUGCUUAGUGACGGGUCGGCUAAGGCUGAUAAUGUUUGUCAGCGAAUCGAGACCCAUUUUCGCACACUUGGACGUAAGUUACAUGCCAUUGUCCUCAUGCUCCGUGUGUCUGUCCUCGGCCGCUAA
This is a messenger RNA of Fimicolochytrium jonesii, 669 nucleotides long. RefSeq lists its product as uncharacterized. The coding region runs from base 1 to 669 and encodes 222 amino acids. The transcript has 2 exons. NCBI's taxonomy places the organism in Eukaryota, Fungi, Chytridiomycota, Chytridiomycetes, Spizellomycetales, Powellomycetaceae. The record is from RefSeq and is a predicted model, not a curated record.